AUGAAUGCUUCUUCAUGUCUUUCAUCUUGCAAGCCUACCAUUCCUAAGGGCCUUGAGAGCAGAAGAAAGGGUCAUAAGAUGACAGUUGUGAGAGCAAGUAAUGGAAGAGAUGGAGAGGGUAAAGUGGUGGAUGAGAGCAUGAUAGUGCUGAGACUGCGUAUAAAGGAGAUGAAGAUGUUGGAGACGAAUCGAGAGCCACCUGCUAACUGGAUGGGGUGGGAGAAGCAGUGUUAUGAUCACUAUGAUGAAGAUGUUUGUAAUGCAAUAGGGUUGCUGCAGAGUUAUUUGAUGAAGACUAGACCAAGUGUUGCAUUAGGGAUGGUAACACUAUUGGCUUUCAGUGUUCCAAUUUCUUCUGUAACCCUUUUGUUUUGUGCCCUAGGAAUGGGGAAAACCAUCUUAUCUACUUUUGGCUUAUGCUAA
Molecule: messenger RNA, 423 nt
Organism: Sphenostylis stenocarpa
Lineage: Eukaryota; Viridiplantae; Streptophyta; Magnoliopsida; Fabales; Fabaceae
Source: the annotation of a GenBank genome assembly